Molecule: messenger RNA, 480 nt
Organism: Linderina pennispora
Lineage: Eukaryota; Fungi; Kickxellomycota; Kickxellomycetes; Kickxellales; Kickxellaceae
Exons: 1
Coding region: 1-480 (159 amino acids)
Source: RefSeq, a predicted model, not a curated record
AUGACCCGGUGCGCCUUGCUGAUCAGCACCCAACCACCAGCGAAGGCAGCCGCCUGCGGCCAGCCCGUGAUGAUGCUGACUAAUCCGUACACUCCGCCGCCAGGGAUCUCUACACAGCAGCCUGCACAGAGUUUUUCCAACGGCAUGACGCUGCACCCGAUGGGCAAGAUCAACAUUGCUGGUCUGGAUAUGCAUGAGAGCACGCCUACGCUGGCCAUUCCGCCGAACAGCAUAGUAGCUGGUGUGGGUGCUAGCAGCAUUCCCUUCCGCCGCUACUCCACACCAGUGAUCCAUGGCUCUAUGAUACCCACGCGGAACAUGUACCAGAAUUUACUGCUGGCACAGAAUGGCUCAUCGGACAGCCUUGACGAUAUCCCGCUGGCACAAAUAAGUGUUGGCACCGGUCUCAUACAGCACGAUGCCCUUACAUCCCCUGGAUGGGAAGCUGCAUCGGGCAGUAUCCCCUGCUCACCCGAGUAA